This is a messenger RNA of Colletotrichum siamense, 981 nucleotides long. It is a transcript of the gene xsa-0, whose product is annotated as Xylosidase/arabinosidase. NCBI's taxonomy places the organism in Eukaryota, Fungi, Ascomycota, Sordariomycetes, Glomerellales, Glomerellaceae. The coding region runs from base 1 to 981 and encodes 326 amino acids. Gene Ontology annotation, biological process: carbohydrate metabolic process. The transcript has a single exon. The record is from RefSeq and is a predicted model, not a curated record. Gene Ontology annotation, molecular function: hydrolase activity, hydrolyzing O-glycosyl compounds.
AUGGCACCCCUCAUCGAUCACAUUUACACGGCCGACCCCUCAGCUCAUGUCUUCAAUGGCAAAAUUUACAUCUACCCCUCUCAUGACCGUGAGACGGAUAUUCAGUUCAACGACAAUGGCGAUCAAUAUGACAUGGCCGACUACCACGUCUUUAGCACCUCGUCGCUGGAUCCUCUCGAGCCCGUCGUAGAUCACGGUGUAGUGCUGAAGACAGAGGACGUUCCGUGGGUUUCGAAGCAACUCUGGGCCCCCGACGCCGCCUUCAAGAAUGGAAAAUACUACCUGUACUUCCCUGCUCGCGACAAGCAAGACAUCUUCCGCAUUGGCGUCGCCGUGUCGGACAAGCCUGAGGGCCCUUUCACCCCUGACCCCGAGCCUAUCAAAGGUAGUUACAGUAUCGACCCGGCCAGCUUCGUCGAUGAUGACGGGCAGGCAUAUCUCUACUUUGGUGGUCUGUGGGGCGGUCAGCUGCAAUGCUACCAGAAGGGUAACGAUAUGUUUGACCCCGAAUGGCUAGGCCCUAAGGAGCCCAGCGGCAAGGGGGUUUUUGCUUUAGGUCCCCGUGUCGCCAAGCUCACAGAGGACAUGCACCAGUUUGAUGGCGAGGUCCAAGAAAUUCUUAUCCUUGACCCCGAGACGAAGAGGCCCAUUCUGGGUGAUGACCACGAACGUCGCUUCUUCGAGGCUGCUUGGAUGCACAAGAAGGAUAACCUCUACUACUUCUCCUACUCGACGGGUGACUCUCAUUACCUCUGUUACGGAACAAGCGAAAGCCCAUUUGGUCCCUUCACCUACGGAGGACGCAUUCUUGAGCCUGUUCUUGGCUGGACGACACAUCACUCGAUCGUGGAGUUCAAGGGCCAGUGGUGGUUAUUUCAUCACGACUGUGAGCUGAGCAAUGGCGUGAACCACCUGCGAUCCGUCAAGGUCAAGGAGAUAUUUUAUGAUGCGGAGGGAAGGAUCAUAACGGAGAAGCCUUGA